Annulohypoxylon truncatum is the source of this 1654-nucleotide messenger RNA. Its product is annotated as NAD(P)-binding protein. The coding region runs from base 204 to 1337 and encodes 377 amino acids. The transcript is spliced from 3 exons. The record is from RefSeq and is a predicted model, not a curated record. Gene Ontology annotation, molecular function: nucleotide binding. Lineage: Eukaryota; Fungi; Ascomycota; Sordariomycetes; Xylariales; Hypoxylaceae.
AGUGGUAUUUUUGACCAAGUACGUAAAACGAGACUAUUCGGCCCGCUAUCCGUCAAAACAGGUAAUUAUACCAGUCGGACUAGUUACACAUCGUGACAAUUCCCCCCGCAACUCAUGACCUUACAAAUUUACCUUGAGUGCAUAGAAAAUGAUCCGGUAGGUCGUAUGUUAGUAUAUACACCACCCGCACAUACGCUAAUACGAUGAGCGAUUCGGUUACUAAGUCGACAUUCAAUGUCGGUGUCGUUGGUUACGGACUGUCGGCCACUGUAUUCCACAUUCCCUUCAUUUCAGUCACGCCGUCCUUCAAACUUCAUUCCAUCCUACAGCGUGAUCCCAGCAAGUCAUCAUUAUCUGCCCCUCGGGAUCAUCCCACCCUGAAGCACUUCACUGCUUUAGACCAGUUCCUUGCUGACCCCGACCUCGAUGUUGUCGUCGUCACCACUCCCCCUCAGACACACUUCUCCUUUGCCCAGAAGGCCUUACUAGCGGGAAAGCAUGUGCUCGUCGAAAAGCCAUUUGUGCCUAGCGCAGCUGAGGCGGAUGCCCUCGUCAACCUAGCUAAGGAGAAAGGCCGCCUGAUAUGCGUCUACCAGAACCGUCGGUGGGAUAGCGACUUCUUGACUGUCCGAAAGCUCCUCGCCGAUGAGAGCAAACUGGGUCGUAUCGUCGAGUUUGAGACACACUUUGACCGCUUUCGACUGGAGAAGCCCACUAACUGGAAGGGCUCGCUCGGGAUAGAUCAGGGAGGCUCGGCGCUCUACGACUUAGGCACCCACCUCAUCGAUCAAGUAUAUGUAUUAUUCGGAAUGCCGCAGAGCGUUUUUGCCAUCCUCUCCAGCCAACGAGACGGCCUUUUCGUGGGACCGCAGCAACCGAACCUAGAGCCCGAUAGUUUCACAGUGCAGCUAUUUUACGAAAGCGGUCUCGUCGCCUUCGCGCGUGCUGCCGUCGUGAGCGCCGAGGUGCGGCAGCCGAGGUUCUGGAUCAGGGGAACCAAAGGCAGUUACCGCAAGGCGGGCUUGGAUUCCCAAGAGCCCCAGCUAAGGUCUGGAAUGAAGACGGACGACGCCAACUUCGGACGGGAAAAUGCUGAGUGGAACGGAAAGCUUACGCUCGUCGGCGACAACGGUGAUUUUCAAGAACAAGACUGCCCGAACGUCGAGCCCGAGACCUACAGCAAAAUCUACGAGCUUUUCGGUCAGGCCAUUGUUCACAAUCGCGAGCAGGAUGUGCCCGUGCCGGCUUCGCAAGCAAGAGAUGUUCUCCGAAUCAUUGAAGCCGCCAAGGAGAGCGCAAGGAAUCGGCGUGAGAUCGAAUUAUCUCAGAGAACCUAGGUUCAGCUCGCCUUUCAACUCUCGGAGUACUGCGAUAUGUGAAUGCAAGCAUGGAUAUCGCAGCCCCAGACUCAAAAUCCCAAAGUUUAGCUAAUAUGGUAAUAGAUAUUCCACGCCAGGGAAGAAAUAUGUAUAUAAACUGUCCAUAGUGUUUUAUUUCUGUCGUCAACUCUUGGGCUUCAGGGCGUGCGAGGCUCAAAUACGGACAGUGGCGUACCGAUGCCACACUCAUAAUACAUAACAUAACUUCAUCUGCCUAAUAAGUCGUUCCCUUAUAUAUAACAUCUUCUUAGGUUCUCUUCUGCGGUUAGGCGCCA